This is a messenger RNA of Papilio polytes (common Mormon), 1225 nucleotides long. Its product is annotated as odorant receptor 4-like. Gene Ontology annotation, molecular function: olfactory receptor activity; odorant binding. The transcript has 7 exons. The record is from RefSeq and is a predicted model, not a curated record. Bases 1 to 1209 code for a protein of 402 amino acids. Lineage: Eukaryota; Metazoa; Arthropoda; Insecta; Lepidoptera; Papilionidae. Gene Ontology annotation, cellular component: plasma membrane. Gene Ontology annotation, biological process: detection of chemical stimulus involved in sensory perception of smell; sensory perception of smell.
AUGGCGGGCAAAUCACUUUUGGAUACAACAUUGAACCGUUUAAAAUUAAUUUUAAUCCUGUCAGGUUUGAAUUUGGAACGAUUUAACCGUCCGCAAACAAUUAAAAGAAGAUUAAUUUAUAUUUUUAAUUUCAUCUGGCUGAACAGUGAUAUAAUUUGCGCUAUUUUUUAUUUAAUUGACGGUGUUAAGAAUGGUACUGAUAUGACGGAACUUACGUAUUUAGCGCCAUGUUCGAUGCUUAGUGCGGUUUCUAAUUUGAAAUCGUUAUAUAUAAUCAGUUAUAAUAACUACGUUAAUAAUUUAAUCGAUGAGUUGAGAGCACUCGAUGUGAACUCGAUUAAUUACAAUACCAACAUAAAAAAUAAAAUAGAAAAGGAAGAGAGAAGAUUUUUAAAUAUCGUUAUAAAUUUGUUAAAUAUUUUAAACAUCGGUAUGGUGGUCAACUUCACUUUCAGUCCUUUAAUUUUGAUAGCUAUUAACUACUUUAGGACAAAGAAGGUUGAAUUAAUGCUGCCGUUUUUAGAUGUGUAUCCAUUUGAUCCGUUAAAUAUAAAAUACUGGCCGCUGGUUUACAUCAAACAGAUAUGGUCAGAAUGCAUAGUCCUUUUAGAAAUAUGUGCGGCUGAUUAUUUCUAUUACAUUUGCUGUACAUACAUUCGAAUUCAGUUCCGACUGCUAAGCUAUGAGAUAGAAAAUUUAAUUCCCAUUCAAGAUACAGAUGACCAGGACAUCAGAAGUAAACUGUUGAAACUAAUAAAGUGGCAUCAACAUCUUAUAAGCGUGACUAAUACUUUAGAAUUGAUCUAUUCAAAGUCAACUCUAUUCAAUUUUUUCUCGAGUUCAGUGAUUAUUUGUCUCACCGGUUUUAAUGUGACGGCCAUAGACAAUUUGGCGUUUGGAGUGACAUUUCUAACGUUUUUAUUUAUGAGUCUUCUUCAAAUUUUCUUUCUUUGUCUAUUUGGUGAUAUGAUUAUGAGAUCGAGCCAGGAAGUAAGCGAUGCUGCGUAUAAUUGUCUAUGGUAUACAGUUGACUGUAGACUCAUAAAAUAUCUAAUGAUUGUACAAAUUAGAGCUCAGAAACCGUGCAAGUUAACAGCUAUGGGUUUCGCAGACGUCAAUCUCAGGGCUUUCACACGAGUGCUGAGUAGUUCUUGGUCGUACUUCUGUCUUUUAAACACUAUUUAUACGCCAUCAGCUGAUGGAAUUUAAAAACAAUGAUAUUGCU